AUGGCAGGUAACGCCGUAGGCACGGGCCGCGGGGGUAGCUCAGCCUCCAUGGGUGGAGGUGGCGCGCUGCCGGCGGCGGUGAACGUGGCUGAACGCACGCAGCUGCUAUCGGCUCUCGCGAACGAGCCGAGCACCUAUCCGCAGCUAUACACCAUGUUCUACCCGCGAGGGCACGCAAACGUCGGUAGCGUUCUUCGACCCGGCCUCUCCUCGCCCGCAGCGGUGGCGGAGACGCAGUGGUGCAUAGAGGGCACGCCAGCGUUGGUGGGCAGCGAGACCGUGGCGAUUGAACUGCUCACGCUGCUGCACGUCCACCACCAGGUGAUGCGCCAGCUAAGCGACGUCACCGAGCUCCACGACGCGGCAUGGUCGGCAUACCUGUCAGCACUGCAGGCCAAACUUGAAGCGGAUAUGGGGGAACCGAUGCGGGAGCACCACACCUCCGUGGCGCUGGUCUUGCGUACACUCAUGGAUGUGCAUCGAGGGCAGCUUGACAGGAGGACGCCCAUCACGUUGAAUCAACCCCUGAGUAAGGAAAAACAGCUUCAGAACCAAGAAGAAGUCGCCGUCAGCAGGCGUGUGCUGGAGGUGCUCACACGGCUGAUACCACCAACGCACGCGCUCGUCCGGCAGCUUGAUAGGGCGGCGAGUGAUGAGAUGGACAAGCCGCCAAUGCCGUCAUCAGUGGACAGUACGUAUGGCGCUGCAACCGCCUUGCUUCUGACGGCUGCUGUCAGUGCGGUGGCUGUGGAGGCCGCCGCUGCGCUGUCGUACUCAACGUCGGUAGCGGCAUCUGCUGGAGUUUCUCCCAUGGACGCGGCCCUCGUGAGUGAGUGGACAACGUGGCGCGACGAUGCGCAUGGCAAACUCGCGUCACACCUUCGAGGCCUCGAGGCAUCCGUCCACGACAGCAGCCUUGACAGGGUGGCGGUGGUGUUUCUGGACAUACUGUGCUGCCUACGGUGGAUCGAGGAGCUCGGCGUUGUUCUCCCGCCGGCAAUGGGAAGUGCGGUUGAGGAGUCGUGCCAACGAAUUCUGCUUCAGGCAUGUCGGUGCGCAGAAACCGCGAAGGGUGCGGAGCUAUUCGAGCGUGUCUGCACAUCAGCGGUGGCGGCGGAGCUUCGCCGACUUUCGCCGGAGCGCACCGCUUACGCGCAGGUCAUUACGGAUGUGUCCACCGUUGCCACCGCUUACCUCCGGCAGCGACCGCAGCGUGUGCCGCAGUUGAUGGAGCGCCUGGAGACAGAGCACCUUAAUUCGCUAGCGAAAGGCGGUGCUCAUCACAUACCGCCUGCGCGCCCAUCACUGCACAGUUCACUGACGGAGCUGCUGUACGCGAUGCUGUGCGCUGGCUUCCCACCAGAGUCGCUACUCACCAGCAGUCUCUGCGUCUCGUUGCCGCCGCGUGAUGUCAUUGACAUUGUGCGGAUAGUAAAUCGCUUCUCUGCAUCGUGCGCAGCCGCCCCUCUGCCAGUCCGCACGCGCGCGGUGCUCGUGGAUCAGGUGGCAGGGAUGCUGACACAGUGCAACAAGGACAGCUACCGCGUUGUAUUAAGCUCGACCGACAAAAUUGAGGAGGAAGACGACGCAGCGCCGGCAGAAACAUGGGCAGCAGCAGCGGGAAAGGAUAGCACGCAUCAAGGCACUACCACCAAAACUUUCAACCUAAUGCAGCGCAUGGCGGCGGGGGCGGCUGGCGCGGCGGCGCUGCCUAGUGCGUCUGUCGUGCUGUCUGCAACUGCGAUGCUGAGUCCGCAGUCGCAGGCAGCUGCCGCGGCCCGACAGCGCCGCGCACUGAAGAAUAGCAAACGAAACAAGCAGCAAGCGGCCUUGGGCGCCACAGACGGCAACGGGGUACUGGGUGUCAAUGGUGAGGAACGUGCGAUGGCCUCGGCGAUACUUACGCCAGCGCUGUACCGGCUGCAGGUGGAUCAUCUUCUCUUCGUUGGUCUGGAGGCGCUAGUUGAGUGCCUUCUCCGUGGCGAUGCCGCCGCUGUCGAGACGCUCACGCAGGCGUUACUGCCGCUGCUGCAGCGUGAGGGGCGGGAGGCGGCGCUGGCAGAUGCGCUCGAGGCCAUCUGGCAGGGCUUCCGCUCUCGUCUGACUGAGAUGGGCUGUGAUGACGUGAGCGACCUCGCCAGCGGAAGCCUGCGCACUCCCGCCUCAGCAGCCACUGCUGCAGGACGUAGCGGUCGACCCCCUGUACUUCCCGUAGCCCUCUCGGAAGAUGUCGAGAAGGCCCUGGCGCUGUUGCCGGCGCUCUUCCUGCCGCGCCUCACAGAGUCGGCGGUGAAGCUGCUGGGGUCAGACCUGCUGCACACCGGCUCUGGAGGCGGUUCCGGCAUGAGCAAGAGAAGUGGGUCCCUCAACCAUGUCACAGUCGGGAGCCGCCAUCACUUGCCUGCCGCCGCCGCGGUGCCGAUGUCAGUGGAAGAACUCACGGAGGUGGCGUUGCGGCUGAGUACGGCAGCUAUUCUGUGCGGCAUGCCAGCCGACACCGUCGCCCAGCUCACGGCUCUGCACAAUACUCUGAACAAGUCACACGGCAAGGCUGCCGGUUCCGGCGCUGGUGAUGGGAACCAGGAUGACGCAGCAGCCGCGGUCACAUGGGCGUUUGCAGUUGUGGAGCGGCUGGAGCAAUUUCUCUCGCAGCUGUCGCGACAGUCACACGGCUUGACGCGGCAUCCGCACUCCGCCCACGCGCGCAACAGCGGCCUCGCCGUGUAUCAGCUGCUGUCCGUCUACAUUACCUCCACGACAGCCGUCGCGAACAGCAUGACCCAGUCCAGCAAAUCCUCCCUCGCAUCCGCCAGUACAACACAGAAGCGGUAUCGGCACUACCUACUGACGGUGGUGCACCUGCUGUACCGCCUACGGACCGAGUACACGGUGAUAGUGGAGCCGGCGGCGCUGCGCAUAUUCCGCACAGACGUAUUCGACCCCGCGCUGACAGCCGUCAUGUGCCCCCCGUCCGCACCUUCAGCGCCGCCCCGCCGUGUCAAUGUAACGCCAGCACUGCAGAUGCCUCUCACGACACUGACCGAAGUGAUGGUGGUCAUGUGCGUCGCGGAUAGCGUCCAGCACGUCUCCCCUGCCUUAGUGCGCGGCAUUGUGGCGGCGGUGGAGCAGCACCUGAAGGCGCGGGCCACAGCACUGCAAACCCCUGAGAAGAGCCCCCGUGGGGCGUCGACUGCGAAUCCUGCUGACGUUGCGGACACCGCGACUGGCGUGCUGGCAACGCAGCUGCUCUGUGCUGCUGCCACGUUGUGCCUUCGCGCUGAUGACACCCUCACCUCGAUGUUACUGCAGCUGCUGGACCUGCUGAGCCCGCUGCUUACCACGUCGCAGACCAUGACGGUGCUGCAGCGCCUGCACGCGACUGGCGCACCGCUGCCGGCAACGCCGGUGCGGCGGCUCAUCGAGCGUCUCGUUGUGGCGCUGCGCCAGGACUUGCAUGCUGCGACGGAGUCUGGCGGCGGCGCGACAACCACAACACAGCGUGCGACGACGAUGACGCAGCGUAUUACCAUUCUGCACACCCUCAGCGCUGUGCAGCGGACCGCUGAGGCGGCCGUCGACGACGGUGACGCAGCGUCGCUCCUGCAGCUUCUACGCACCGUCCCGUACGGGCCACUGCUCCAUUCCUUGCUGCAGCCACAGGAGCUCGCGCAGCGGCGCUACACGGUGGGCGAGUGUGGCGCGCUUGUCGAGGUCGUCGCACACCUCACCGCUGGCGAAGCUGAUGCGGACAAGGUCAGCGGCUUACAGCGUGGCCCCACAGGAGGCGCUGAUGGAGCAGCGACGGAGGCGCAGGCGAUGGCCUCGGACGAGCCGCGGCAAUCGCCGAGAGGAGCAAAGGCGGAGCACACAGCCUCCGUGACGGCGCGCUGGACGGCGUCUGAGGCGGAGGCGAUGCGGCUGCUGCCACGAACCCUCGCCGUCUACGUACUGCAGGCGGUGCAGCGGCCGUACGAUGUUCACGACAUUCCGCUGCUGCUGCGCGGCUACGCGGCGCUGUCAGGGGAGAGUCGACUACAGCAGCAGGUGUUGUCUGGCUUCAUAUCACGCACAAUACGAGCUGCCCCGUUGCUGACGCCGGAUGAGAUCGUGCUGUGUGUUGAGGCCUACUGCGCGGGCAGCGUAUACCAUCAACAGCUCUACGGCAUCCUGCUUGGUCGAGUCGCUGACAUGGAGCGCAAGUUCUCGCUGGAGCUCUCGGUGCGCCUGCUGCGGUGCAGCAUGCAGGCCGAGAAUUUGAGUGUCCGCACCGCAUGUGUGACGGCGGUGCAGCCGAUCUUCUCUGCGCAGGUGCGCGGGCUGCUGCAGAACGACCCGCACAUGCUCGUAUCGGUCGCCUCCACUGCCCUGGCCAUCCUCCACUGCCUACGGGACUGUUUCCCGAACGACGACAUCGGCGCUGCUGUGCUCGCCAACAUUGCACGAUACCACCACGAUGCGAGCCUGUCAGUGGUAAAGGCCGCCUUGGAGCUGACGGAACGACGCGGCUCGACGGACUACGACGUCGUGCACAUCCUCGCCCGACACUGCACGGAGCGGGUGCUGCCUACCUGCUCCCCCGCGGAGCUGGCAAAUGUGUCAUACCUGCUGAUCGCGUGCGGACUGCGCACGGCGGCAGUUAUGGAGGCAACAUACAGGCGGCUCAUCGAGGUGGUACAUUCAAUGCAAGCGCACAGCCUCACUCGGCUGGCGCAAGGACUGCUGCGCGCCUCUGUGGAAGUCGACACGACGGUCAUGGAGGAAGUAUGCAAGCGUAUUGUUGUGCUGGCAGGAGACAGCGCCAUGGAGAACAGCGGUGAUGCUGCCGUCGCUGUCCCUCUCACCAUGCGGCAGGUGUGUGUGCUGCUUCAGCUGCUGCGCAGCGUUGCGAGUCGCGUCACGCUCACCGCCAUGACGACGGUGAACGCCCUUCUCUCGUAUGUGCAGCGCGCUGUGGUGCAGGAGCGGGGCGAUGGCAGGCCAAAGCUAGCACAAGGCAGCGCGACGGAGGAAUCCCUCAAGAGUGGCCAGCCGCUGUCGUAUCAUCCACCGCGGCUUCUGGGAGUAAUGACUCUACGCGAGGUGGAGGCCGUCCUCCGCUGCUGCAUCGAUCUCGCGAGUAAGCCGAAGGAGUUCCAGAGACUCACCCGCAGCCUCGCCGACUACACGGCGUACGUCAUGGCGCAGGACUCCCCUUCGCUUGCUACGCCUGGGGGAGGCAGCGAUGGCCGCCUCCCGAACUCCACGGCUGACCGCCUGCCCAACGACGCACUGUUGUCGACCUCCUCGACAUCUGCGCGGUCCAUGGGCGCCUCUCUCCCCUCCGCUACGCCUGCAUGGCAAACGGACCUGAUCCUCUUGGUCGACCUCAGCAGUCUCCUCAUCCGCCUUGGCGAGGUCGCCCACCCGGUCGUUCAGCAGCUCUUCGAGCGACUGUACGAUCGCCGCAGCACCCUGCUCCAGCGCGCACUGCUUGUUAAGACGACGAAGCAAUCGCUGGAGACUGUUGGACGUGACGUGCACCCAGCGCUGUACAAGCUCGUCGUCGAUGGAGAGCUGCUGUGA
This is a messenger RNA of Leishmania braziliensis MHOM/BR/75/M2904, 5562 nucleotides long. RefSeq lists its product as hypothetical. The transcript has a single exon. The record is from RefSeq and is a predicted model, not a curated record. The coding region runs from base 1 to 5562 and encodes 1853 amino acids. NCBI's taxonomy places the organism in Eukaryota, Euglenozoa, Kinetoplastea, Trypanosomatida, Trypanosomatidae.